CAAAAAUAAGAAAUAAAAAGAGACCAACGUAAACCUUUUUAUUCACUGUUCUCCCUCAGGCUUUUCCAUUUCAGUUUCUCCUUUGGUUCUCCCUUUUGGCUUUUGCCAGAAAAUGGGUCGUGCAAGAGUAACCUUAAAACAGAUCUCGAGUGAAAGAUGUCGCAAGACAACUUUGGCGCGAAGAAAGAGAGGACUGAUGAAGAAAAUGUGGGAAUUUUCGAAGAGGUGCGGUGGUGAGCAGUGUUUGAUUGUGUAUGAUGAUGAUGGUGAUGUUGAAGCAGUGACUUCGCCCCAAAACCCUAUAGAAAUACAUUCGAUGAUUCAAAAGUACUAUGAAACUCAAUUAAAGAAUGGGAGACCUCACAAGACUUACGGUAUUCAAGAGUUUUUUGAGAACAGAAAGAACAUGAUUGAAGCUGAGAUUUCCAAAGUUCAUAAAGAAAUCAGCAGCAUCAAGUACCCAACUUGGGAUCCAAGUUUCGUGAACAUGGAAGAGGAUGAAUUGAGGGCCUUCUGUGCUCAUGUGGAUGCCAAAAUUCAAGCCUGUGAUGAGGGAAUUAAAUUGUUGAAGAACAAGAAUGUACCCAAUCUGAUGCAGAAUUUCGAUGAAAAUAGUUAUUGUUGA
Molecule: messenger RNA, 625 nt
Organism: Vigna unguiculata (cowpea)
Lineage: Eukaryota; Viridiplantae; Streptophyta; Magnoliopsida; Fabales; Fabaceae
Product: agamous-like MADS-box protein AGL103
Molecular function (GO): protein dimerization activity; DNA binding
Source: RefSeq, a predicted model, not a curated record